UUGACAAGCAGUUGCAAGGUAUCAGCCAGAAGACCUCUGACUGUAAAUGCAGCUUUUUGAUGGCAUUUAAUACUUUUACACCCUUAAUACAUGCAACCUCUUGAUGGCACUUUUGAAGUUAAUGCAAAUGCUCAUGCUCAUGGGUGGAAUUGCUGGUGUGAGGGAAGAGGGAGGGAUUUAGGCAAGGGCCUUGGCAUGUCCCUACGAAUCUGUCAAGCUUUUAUGCACAUUAUGUUAGUUAGCAUGGAUGUUUGUGGGUUUCUUCUUAAAGGAGUUGGAAAGCAUGAAUGGGCUUCACCAAAGUGGUUUCAUGUGUUCCUUCUUUAUGGUUGAAGAAAUAAAUCCUUUUGACUCGAUGCAUUAGAACUUUAUUAUUAUGUGUACUUUUUGCUUUUAUGAUUACAAUAAUAAACUGGAACCUUGCUUCUCUUCUGGUUUUUCCAUAUUCAUUAAAAGCUAUGCAUGAUGCAUCAUCUAUUUUUUGGCAAAGAAAAUGAAGAAUCAACUUCAACAAUAGUUGAAGAUAUGAGCAAAAGAAUGAUAAAUCGGAGCUGGACUCAAAUGGAAGUCCCAUUUAAUCCAAGCUUUGUCUCAAAAGAUGGGAAAGUGGGAUUAGAGAACUGGAAGAAACUAUUACCUGCAUACUUAACAAUCAAAAAGCACCAUAAACCAGCUGGAGCAACGGCUAGGCCUUAUAUGACAAUGACCAGGGUUCAGAUACCAAUGUGUGACAUUGGUCAUAGGAGCAUAACUUGGCCUCUACUAUUCAAUAAUGGCACUGCCAUCAGAGGGAAAAAAUUAUCUGAUUGCUGUUGGAAUGAGAUCAUUAUGAGCUAACCAAAUGAAAAACAGACAUGAGUGAGCUACCAAGGAGUUGACAAUGUUAUUCACACCUGAAAGUUGGAUGUUCCUUUACUGAUGUUUCUAAGACUCCUUCGGCGAUGAGUGUUCCUAAUGUUAUUCAAGAGGCAUCAUCUGAUUGGCAAGAGUAUACAUCUGGUGAUGGAAGAAGAUAUUUUUACAACAAGAGAACAAAAAAUACUUCCUGGGAGAAGCCUUCGGAGUUGAUGACACCUUUGGAGAGGGUUGAUGCCUCCACUGUUUGGAAAGAGUUCACAACUGCAGAGGGUAAAAAAUAUUAUUACAACAAGGAGACAAAGCAAUCUAAAUGGAAGAUACCUGAUGAAUUGGAGUUGGCUCGAGAGCAGGCUGAGAAAGAAGCUUCUGAAGGGUCUCAAUCUGGGAUGGUGCCUCAAGCUGAUGCUCCUGCCACUUUUACAUCAUCUACACUAGAACAACCUUUUGCUUCUACAAGCUCAGUUGAAGACGUAUCUUUGACGAUUUCUGGGGUCGCUUCAAGCCCUGUGGCAGUUAAGCCUAACACUUCUGUUGGUAAUGACCCCCCAAAUCUGGGGAUUGAUUCUUCAUCUAUUGCUUCUGAGGGUAUGGAGACUCCAUCCCCAGUUUCUCAGGCAGUUAAUGGUGCUCCAUAUGUAUUGGUCAACACAAGUUCAUCUCCAAAGACCAACCUGGAGAAUUCAUACUCACAUGCUGUUGCUAAUGCUUUAGAUGGAGCUCUGGUUCAGGAUAUCAAGGAAGCAAAGAAGGGCAUUUCAGCUGCUGGGAAAGUGAACGCAGCACAAUGGGAGGUUGUAGAUGUUGAGCCCGUGUUAUAUGCAAGCAAACAGGAAGCAAAAAUUGCCUUUAAAUCUUUAUUGGAGUCUGCAAAUCUUGAAGCUGAUUGUAGCUGGGAACAGGCAAUGAGAGUGAUCAUAAAUGAUAAGAGAUAUGGCGUGUUAAAAACACUUGGGGAACGGAAACGGGCAUUUAAUGAGUUCCUGAUGGAAAAAAAGAAAUUGGACGUGGAGGAGAGUCGCCUGAGACAGAAAAAAGCAAAAGAUGAAUUCAUGAAGAUGUUAGAGGAGUGCAAGGAAUUAACAUCAUCUAUGAGAUGGAGCAAAGCUAUAGCAUUGGUCGAAGAUGAUAAGCGUUAUAAGGCUGUAGAACGACCUGCUGACCGCGAAGAUCUUUUUCAAAACUACUUGGUUGAUCUUAAGAAGAAAGGAAGAGAAAAAGCUCAAGAGGAGCAACAUCAGAAAAGAUUAGAGUACAGGCGCUUUCUUGAAAGUUGUGGUUUGAUUAAUGUGAACACUCAAUGGCGGAAAGUUAAGGAUCGGUUGGAAGAUGAUGAAAGAUGUUCACGGCUUGAAAAAAUCGAUCGCUUGGAGAUUUUCCAGGAAUAUAUCCGUGACCUGGGGAAGGAAGAAGAGGAACAGAGGAAAUUAAAAAAGGAACAAAUAAAAACGGUGGAGCGUAAAAACCGUGAUGAAUUUCGCAAGAUGAUGGAAGAACAUGUGGUGUCUGGUAUUCUUACAGCUAGUACCCAAUGGCGUGACUAUUUUCAGAAGGUCAAGGAGUCUGUAGCUUAUCAAGCUGUUGCUUCAAAUACGUGUGGUGCAACAGCAAAAGAUUUAUUUGAGGAUGUUACUGAAGAAUUGGAAAAGAAGUACCGUGAUGACAAAACGCGUGUCAAAAAUGCCAUGAAGGCAAAGAAGGUCAAUGUUGCACCAGCAUGGACAUUUAAAGAUUUCAAGGCUGCUAUGCAAGAUGCCAUCAUCUCCCCACCUUUAUCGGAUAUUAAUUUGCAGCUUGUGUUUGAAGACCUACUUGAGAGGGCUAAGGAGAAAGAGAAGAAGGAAGGUAAAAGGCGUCGUCGUCUUACCAAAGAUUUCACAGAGUUAUUGUACGGCAUCAAGGAAAUUAAUGCAUCCUCCACAUGGGAGGAGUGCUUGCAACUUUUUGAAGAAAGCCCUGCGUAUAGAUCUGUUGGAGAUGAGAGCUUUGCUCGAGUGACUUUUGAGGAAUAUGUUGUUUCUUUACUGGAGAAGGCAGAAAACAACAAAUACAAGCAGGAGGAGGAAAAGGCCAAAAAGGAGAAAAGAGAAAAGAACAAGGAUGAAUCAAACAGUGUGGAUGUGGAUGUUAGUGAAAGUUAUGGCCAUAAAGACAGAGAGAGGAAGCACCGUAGGCGCCAUGGAAGUCCUGAUAAGGAUGAUAGAGACGACUCUAAAAAGUCUCGUCGACAUGGCAGUGGCCACAGAAAGUCAAGAAAGGUACUUUCCAAUGCUACCCUCAAUUAUGAGUUGGAGAAAUUCGUUGUUCAGCAUGCAUAUUCACCUGAAUCAGAUGGUGAAAUCAAGCAUAAAAGAUACAAGAAAGAUGGAGAUGAUGAUGGUUGUGGUAAAAAUGGUGGUCAUAAGGAGCUUGAAGAUGGGGAGGUUGGAGAGGAUGGAGAAAUUUGCUAGAAACACAAUGAUUUCAUAUAAUUACUUUUCCUCUACAUAAACCUUAAAAUGGUAUUGUAUCUGUGUGAGCAGAACAUCUGUAUUUUUGAUUUAGAACAAACUAGUUUAUGAAAAUAUGACUGGUUCUCAAUGCUGAGAUUGUACUAUUUUGACAUCGAGAUUCUCUACUUGUAUACAAUCUGUAAAAAUUUCGU
Messenger RNA from Cynara cardunculus var. scolymus (artichoke), 3499 nucleotides. RefSeq names its product pre-mRNA-processing protein 40A-like. Gene Ontology annotation, molecular function: RNA binding; protein binding. The transcript has 25 exons. Lineage: Eukaryota; Viridiplantae; Streptophyta; Magnoliopsida; Asterales; Asteraceae. Gene Ontology annotation, biological process: mRNA cis splicing, via spliceosome. The record is from RefSeq and is a predicted model, not a curated record. Bases 942 to 3305 code for a protein of 787 amino acids. Gene Ontology annotation, cellular component: U1 snRNP; U2-type prespliceosome.